Molecule: messenger RNA, 1455 nt
Organism: Spathaspora passalidarum NRRL Y-27907
Lineage: Eukaryota; Fungi; Ascomycota; Pichiomycetes; Serinales; Debaryomycetaceae
Gene: FAD3
Product: Fad3p
Exons: 1
Coding region: 50-1357 (435 amino acids)
Biological process (GO): lipid metabolic process
Molecular function (GO): oxidoreductase activity, acting on paired donors, with oxidation of a pair of donors resulting in the reduction of molecular oxygen to two molecules of water
Source: RefSeq, a predicted model, not a curated record
UUUCUUACUCUUCACUUGGUAUUCAAGAACUAAGUGAACUUUAACCACCAUGAGUGCCCCUAUUUCUACUGGUGUUGCAACCACUUUUGCAACUGACUCAUCUGAUACCACCACCAAGGUGAACAGACAAGGAAACAUUUCUUCAUUCGCUACCAACACCGUUAGCAGUAACUUGACUGCUAUUGAUACCAAUGGAGAUGUUUUCAAAGUCCCAGAUUACACCAUCAAGGACAUCUUAUCUGCUAUUCCAAAGCACUGCUACGAGAGAUCUUUGAUUAGAUCAAUGGGUUAUGUUGUUCGUGACAUUACCAUGAUGGUUAUCAUUGGUACUGUUGCCAAGAAGUAUAUCCCAUUAGUUGAUAUCGCCGGCUACCCAGAUGCUUCCUACUACAUCAGAGGCGCCCUUUGGAUGUUGCAGUCAUAUUUGAUUGGUUUAUUUGGUUUCGGGUUAUGGAUCUUGGCUCACGAAUGUGGCCACGGAGCAUUCUCUGAUUACCAAGGUAUUAACGACGUCAUCGGUUGGGUGUUGCACAGUUAUUUGAUCGUUCCUUAUUUCUCAUGGAAGUUCACUCACUCUAAACAUCACAAGGCCACUGGUCAUUUAACCAAGGAUAUGGUGUUUAUUCCUUACACCAAGGAAGAAUUCAAGGAAAAGCACGGAGUUGAAAAGAUUAGCGAUAUUAUGGAAGAAUCCCCAAUCUGGUCAUUCUUGGUCUUGGUUUUCCAACAGGUAGGUGGUUUACAAUUGCACUUGGCCACCAAUGCUACUGGUCAACCUUAUCCUGUUUCUAAAAUUGCCAAAUCGCAUUAUGCUCCUAAGGCACCAAUGUUUGAUGCUAACCAAUACUGGUUCAUUAUCUUAUCAGACAUUGGUAUCAUUGCUGCUUUCACCAUGGUGUACCAAUGGUACAAGCAUUACGGUUUGUUCAACAUGAUGGUAUACUGGUUUGUUCCAUGGUUGUGGGUCAACCAUUGGUUAGUCUUUGUCACCUUUUUACAACACACCGACCCAACCAUGCCUCAUUAUCGUGCUGAAGAAUGGACCUUUGCCAGAGGUGCCGCUGCCACCAUCGACCGUGAGUUUGGUUUUGUCGGCAAACACAUCUUCCACGAUAUCAUCGAAACCCAUGUUUUGCACCAUUAUGUUUCUAGAAUUCCGUUCUACCAUGCUAGAGAAGCUUCCGAAGCUAUCAAGAAGGUCAUGGGUGAACACUACCGUUAUGAGGGUGAAAAUAUGUGGUACUCCUUGUGGAAGUGUCUUAGAAUGUGUCAAUUUGUUGACGAUGAUAAGGAGGAUGCCAAGGGUGUUUUGAUGUUUAGAAACGUGAAUGGUUUAGGUGUCAAGCCAAAGGAUUAAGCAGAUCAGAGGUGAAUAUGCAACUCAUUGAUUAGAUUUUCAUUUGUAAAUAGAAGCUUCUUUUAUAUGAAUCAAGUAAUAGAAAUGAAUUUUGUAUG